UAGCCCCAUCGCGCAUGUGCAGCGCGUCAUCGUGCAUGACGUCACGACACAGUGCCACCAGCUUGCCAACACAAGACAUAACGCGCUUGACCUUGAAAUCUGCAGCUCUUAAUUAAAAAUGUCUUCGUCGUGUUCAGGAUGCCCUUCUGUCAAAGCCCAUCUUUUUGUAGCCGUGCCAGUUGCUGUUGCUGCAAUUGGAGGCUAUUUGUAUUACCACUAUGUUUGCAGGAAGCGGUGCAAGAAGAGUCGAAUUAACCAAGAAAUUGACAAAGACAACCCUAAAGUGUUCCACAGCUUUGACAUUGAAGACAUUGGCACCAAGAAAGUUUAUUGUCGUUGCUGGAGAUCGAAGAAGUUUCCUUAUUGUGAUGGGGCGCACAGCAAGCAUAAUGAAGAAACCGGAGACAACGUGGGGCCUUUGAUAAUAAAGGCAAAGGAUGCUUAAUGUUCCUGUGUACACUAAGUUACAAAAUUGAAACUAUAAGAUGUUCUGAUUUUAUGGAGUCUGUCUGCAAUUCUUGGUUUAAUUAUUUUCUUAUUAAAUUUACACAACUGUAUGCAAAAUGAAAUGUAUAUCUUUGAAGAUAAGCUGACAUUUCUAUGUGAUAAUAAUUGUUCAAUAAACCCAUCUUGUAUACAGAA
Molecule: messenger RNA, 642 nt
Organism: Erpetoichthys calabaricus (reedfish)
Lineage: Eukaryota; Metazoa; Chordata; Cladistia; Polypteriformes; Polypteridae
Product: CDGSH iron-sulfur domain-containing protein 1-like
Exons: 3
Coding region: 119-445 (108 amino acids)
Biological process (GO): regulation of autophagy
Cellular component (GO): mitochondrial outer membrane; intracellular membrane-bounded organelle
Molecular function (GO): 2 iron, 2 sulfur cluster binding
Source: RefSeq, a predicted model, not a curated record